CAGGGGUGUGGCCUCCCGUUGUGUAAGGUGGGUUCAUAAGACUGUGCUUCUGAGAGCUCUGGACCAGACCACUAUGAAUCAAGGAACAACAUCAGGAUGGUGAAAGCGACUAAGAAGACGCACAAUCUGACACAGGAUGUUGAGCCAUCAACCUCGACAUCCAAACCCAAGAAAGUGAAGACUUGCCAUCGUCAAUCCUGUUCCAAAUGUAGCAAGAAGAUAAGAAGGCCCACGGUGCAAAAGCCUAAGAAGAAGAGCAAGAAAACACUGCCAAGCAUGCCUAAAAGAAAGACUUCUAAGAAAACUACACCACCAAAAAGGACCAAUAAAGGCAAGGGGAAAGAACUAUUAUUUGGUCACUACCACCGUUUGUUGAAAGAGCUAUCAACAGGUAGUGGGAAGGAGCCCGAACAUAGCAGCACUGAGAGCUCCAGGAGUUCAACAACGGAUUAAGAAUGCCAGUAGACUCAGCAUGCCAACCAAGGACCUGGGGAUCUGUGAAAAGGAUUGGCAGCUGAGCAAUGCUAAACUGUGUAGUCUGAUCUGUGUAGUACUACGCAGUGCUUUGACUCUGGUGAAAAUAAAGUCAAUCUGAUAUG
This is a messenger RNA of Mus caroli (Ryukyu mouse), 599 nucleotides long. The record is from RefSeq and is a predicted model, not a curated record. Lineage: Eukaryota; Metazoa; Chordata; Mammalia; Rodentia; Muridae.